AUGGGGUAUUGCCUAUUCAACAACGUGGCGGCGGCAGCCCGCUAUGUGCAGAAGCACCUCUCCCUGCCCAAGGUCAUGAUUCUGGAUUUUGACGUGCACCAUGGCAACGGGACGUGCGAGAUCUUCGACACGGAUCCCUCGGUGCUGGUGCUGGAUGUGCACGAAGAAAGCGCGGUCUACCUGGAGUACGGGUCGGGCGUGGACGAUGCUGGGCGUGGGGAGGGCGGGGGCUUCACCAUCAACGUGCCCCUGCCCCGGGGUGCCGGCCAUGCCAGCGUACUCAAGGUGUGGGAUGACAUCGUCGCACCCGCCGCUGAGCGCUUCCGUCCCGACCUCAUACUGGUGUCGGCCGGCUUUGAUGCGCACGAGGACGACCCUUUCCAGCUCCUGUGCUACCGGACUGAGACCUACGGCGAGCUGGCCUCCCGCCUCUGCGCCCUGGCGACCCGUCUGUGUGGUGAGUGCCACCCUGCAUAUGUCUGCGGUUGGUUCCUGGCCAGGGUUUAG
Molecule: messenger RNA, 507 nt
Organism: Auxenochlorella protothecoides
Lineage: Eukaryota; Viridiplantae; Chlorophyta; Trebouxiophyceae; Chlorellales; Chlorellaceae
Product: Histone deacetylase 14
Exons: 3
Coding region: 1-507 (168 amino acids)
Biological process (GO): chromatin organization
Cellular component (GO): histone deacetylase complex
Molecular function (GO): histone deacetylase activity
Source: RefSeq, a predicted model, not a curated record